Molecule: messenger RNA, 2201 nt
Organism: Chelonoidis abingdonii (Abingdon island giant tortoise)
Lineage: Eukaryota; Metazoa; Chordata; Testudines; Testudinidae
Source: RefSeq, a predicted model, not a curated record
AUGGACCUGGGAAAACAAGUAGUGGAUCCAGACUUUUCAAGUGAAGAAGCAGAUGUUCCUGGAGGUUUGUGUUCAGCUUUCCCCAGCCCUCUAGCCCCACAACAUCCACUUGAGGGAGACCAUGCCAAUGCAGAAAUGAGUAACUAUAAGAAGCUGAACGAGGAAGUUCAGUUCAUUGCCAAGAAUGCCAGAGGACUGAUGGACUUAAUCACUUGGUUUGAAUCUCGACAUGUCACAAUCCACCAAACCUACUAUAAAGUAAUGGGCGUACUGUUAUGGGCUGAAGCACAGUCAAGCAAAAAUCAUCCUGACAAUGUGGAGUUAAAUGCCACAGCAUUUAAAUGCCUCAGCAGGUGUUUUCUUGCAUGGCAAAGAAGCUCAGACAACUACUGCUACAGGGAAGAAUCAAGUGAUGUAGCAAAAAUGGCUCAAAAAUUUCAACAACCUGCAGCAAGGAUCCUAAAAGCUGUGCGUGUUUUUGACCCUGCACAAAUGCACCUGUUGAUGGUGGAUUUUACCUCGCUUAAUGCAAUUCAUGGUUUUGACAAGAAUUGUAGGCUGGAGAUUCCUACUUACAAAAAUAUUACGAAAGAGGGAGCGGGCGAGCCGCGGCGGCGCUUCCGCAGGGCGGCCCGAGCCCUGGCGCAUCUCUGCGGACUGAGCUUGUGGCGGAAAAGAUAUGUUGGAAAGAGUCCAGUAAUACAGUGGGCAAUAUUUCAUCUGAAGAGGCAAACACACCUUGGAAGUGAUCUUUUAUUCAACAUCAACGAUUAUUCUACAACUAACCUUAGGGGAGAUUUUGAAAAGCUGAAGCAUCUGUUGUAUAUUUGCCCUAAAGAAAGAAGCCAGCGAGAUCUCAGGCAGAUACAAACGUGUCUGAAGAAGAACAGAACAUUUCAGUGUUUACCUAAUAAAACGCAGCUCCAACUUUGCCAUGCUGUAGUCUACCAAGAGUGUGAAGCUGGAACCAUAAUUAUAAGGCAAGGUCAUGUUCCAAGUGAAUGUUACUUAAUACUAUCUGGAAAGCUAAAAGUCCUAUGGAGUGAUGCAAAUUUCAAAGCCCAAACUUUCACCUCUGAAAUAUUAUGUGAAGCUGAAGAAGGAGACUUCAUAGGGGAAAUCUGUCUUCUGACUAAUACAAACCGAUCUGCUUCCAUUAUAUGUAAAUCUGAUGUGGAACUUCUAGUGAUAAACAAAGAGGAUUUUGAUUGUAUUCUUUCAGAUUUACUACAUGAACAAUACCGUGCAACGUGUAACUUCCUAAGGAAACUCACAUUAUUCUCUUCAUGGUCAGCAGAAGAAAUAGACUUUCUUGUUCACUGCUCCUUAGAGAGAUUUUACAGGACAGGAACAACUGUUGUCCCAGAAAGUUUAAACUCUUACUUCUUAGUAGUUGUAAAAUCGGGUCGAUGUCUGAUAGUGACACAAGUGGAUCAAGAGAGACUAUAUGCACACUCCAAUGAAAUGCAGAAUUUUUCUUCUCUUUGUGAUGAUUUUAUCACAAUAUCAUCAUUAAAGGAAAAGAAGGAUUUGACUAGAAGACUUUGGGAACGAUCUCUUUAUUCAGCUGCACAGAGAACUCCUCUUACGCAGAUGCCCAGAAGACCAAGACCUCAAACAGCUGCAGUAUUAUGUUAUUCGCUCAGGGACGGAAAAGCCUUUGGUGACCUGAAACAGAAACAUGUGAAUCUAAUAGAAGGUGAAAAAGUUGCCGAGACGAAGAGAGGUGGCAGGAAACAAAAGGUGGCUUCAUCAGCUCCUCAGUUCCUGAAGAUAAGGGUGCUGGAACAAGGUGGCAUUUUUGGUUUGGCAGAAACAAUGGACAAGUUUUGUAGCCUUCAGUUCAGCUUGAUCAGUGAAGGAGCGGAGUGCAUUUUCAUUCCCAAAAAACUUUUUCUAGACAGAGCCCCUGUCAAAUCGAGAAAGAUGGCUCUUGAGCUGGUGAAAAGCUACCCCUCAGAGAGCAUAAUUAUGGAGAACUAUGCUAGGCACCAAGCUUGGAAUACCUACAAGGCCAAGCUUAUUAGACAACAGCUUGACAGACAAGCUAUGCCAACUUCAGCUCGCUUUUCCUUUUAAAAGAUGUCUAUGGUAGCUGCCUUAUGCCCAGAUAGUUCUUCUUUUAGUUAAUGAGAUGAUGAUACUCAAGCAUGUGCUGAUGGGAAAAUAUGUACUGUCCAUGACUAUGUACACAUAGGAUA